This is a messenger RNA of Glycine soja, 1183 nucleotides long. Its product is annotated as transmembrane emp24 domain-containing protein p24delta9-like. Gene Ontology annotation, biological process: intracellular protein transport; endoplasmic reticulum to Golgi vesicle-mediated transport; Golgi organization. The record is from RefSeq and is a predicted model, not a curated record. NCBI's taxonomy places the organism in Eukaryota, Viridiplantae, Streptophyta, Magnoliopsida, Fabales, Fabaceae. The transcript is spliced from 4 exons. Gene Ontology annotation, cellular component: endoplasmic reticulum-Golgi intermediate compartment; COPII-coated ER to Golgi transport vesicle; endoplasmic reticulum. Bases 229 to 894 code for a protein of 221 amino acids.
AAAUAAUACGUGUAUCAUCCAAUAAAAUACCACCACGUAAGAUCCAAACCUUGACCUCCUCGCUGUUCUCUUUACCAGAGUGGUUGGCAUUGGCACCUUGUUUGGUUGCACACUUCAAUUACCUUACCAUUAUUAAAUUCUCAUCAUCUCUCUCAGCUAAAUCUUCUUCUCCACCAUCUCUUCGCCCAUAACCUAAUUAGUGCUCAAUCACAAAACAUCAAUUUCUCUAUGAUCAUGAUGAUGAUGAUGGGUUCAAACACAAAACCCCUUGUGCACCUUUCUCUUCUAAUUUUGGUUCUCUUUUCUUCUUCAACCGAAUCCCUCAGAUUCGAACUCCAAUCUGGGCACACCAAAUGCAUCUCCGAGGACAUCAAGAGCAAUUCCAUGACCGUGGGCAAGUACCAAAUUGUUAACUCCAACGAGGGUCAGCCUCUUCCCGAUUCCCACAGAGUCACCGUCAGGGUGACUUCGUCUUAUGGGAACAACUAUCACUACGGGGAUCGCGUUCAGACGGGACAUUUUGCGUUUGCGGCAGUGGAGGCUGGAGAUUACAUGACUUGCUUUUGGGCUGUGGAUCACAACCCUGUGGAAACGUUGACUGUGGAUUUUGAUUGGAAAACGGGUGUUGCAGCCAAGGAUUGGUCUAAUGUUGCUAAAAAAGGCCAAGUUGAUGUAAUGGAGCUAGAGCUAAAGAAGUUGCAGGAUACUGUUUCCUCCAUUCAUGAGGAGAUGUUUUAUCUUCGUGAAAGAGAAGAAGAAAUGCAGGAACUCAACAGAACAACCAACAGCAGAAUGUUCUGGUUGAGUUUGCUUUCGCUCUUUGUCUGUUUAUCCGUAGCAGGGAUGCAACUAUGGCACUUGAAGACCUUCUUCGAGAAAAAGAAACUUAUUUAAAAUUUUGUGAUAGUUUUUUUACAUUUUUCUUAUGUGCUCUUGUAACAUAUACCAGCAUUAAUUUAUCCAAAGGAUACGCAUAACGGUAGUCAGUAUAAUCUCAGAAUAUUUCCUUUGUUAAACGCAAAUCAGAGUUAUGGCAACACGAGUUUCAGAGGAAAUGUUGGCGUUCUUCAGUUUAGGGCCUUUUUUCGUUUUCUUGUUUUAAAUUUUAAAUAAAAAACCAUUAAGAUGUGGGAAUACUUCGGGAAUCUUAUUGGGGAGUCAAAUAUUCUAAUUAUGAUGAUUA